Molecule: messenger RNA, 1401 nt
Organism: Sclerotinia sclerotiorum 1980 UF-70
Lineage: Eukaryota; Fungi; Ascomycota; Leotiomycetes; Helotiales; Sclerotiniaceae
Exons: 3
Coding region: 1-1401 (466 amino acids)
Biological process (GO): coenzyme A biosynthetic process
Cellular component (GO): cytosol; nucleus
Molecular function (GO): pantothenate kinase activity; ATP binding
Source: RefSeq, a predicted model, not a curated record
AUGUCUGCGGAUAUCCCGCAGACUGAAAAUAUCAUGCCGUCCACCUCGAAUUCCAACAAUGAAAACCCCACCAACCCCUCCUCUCCUGCGGCAGUUAGCGGUCAUUUGCGCGCGAGAACAAACACGGCGGAAAUUGACAGUACCAUCAUUCAUCCCGGAAGUGUGAAGAUUAAUGUUACCGGAGCAUUUAUAGUCGAUCAGGAUUCGGCUUCCCCGAAGGAAUUGAAUGUGAACGAAAGGAAUUAUGAUACCAAGGAUAUCCGGCUGCCGAAUCAUACGGCGGUGAUUGGAGGUUCUUUAGCUAAACUCGUAUACUUCUCCAGAGAGGCGCAUUCGCGCGAACCAGGCGGAAGACUCAAUUUUAUGAACUUCGAGACGGAUCGGAUAGAUGAUUGUGUGGAAUUCAUGAAACAGUUGCAGAUCAAGCAACAGAAACUCAAUGGAUCGAGACCAGGAGAUCUAUGUGUGAUGGCAACCGGUGGUGGGGCAUAUAAAUACUAUGAUAAGAUUAAGGAAGCUCUGGGUGUUGAUGUUAUACGGGAAGAUGAGAUGGAAUGUUUGAUUAUUGGACUUGAUUUCUUCAUCACUGAAAUACCCCGCGAAGUAUUCACAUAUAGCGAAAGAGAUCCUAUGCAUUUCACCUCGCCGAGCUCAGACAUCUAUCCAUACCUCCUUGUCAAUAUAGGUAGUGGUGUAUCCAUGAUAAAAGUAUCCGGACCACGGGAAUACCAAAGAGUUGGCGGGACCUCUCUCGGUGGCGGGACACUCUGGGGGUUACUUUCUCUUCUAACAGGAGCUCGAACAUUCGAUGAUAUGCUCGGCAUGGCUGAACGGGGCGACAAUGCCAAAGUUGAUAUGUUAGUAGGUGACAUCUACGGCACCGACUAUGGUAAAAUCGGCCUGAAAAGCAGCACAAUUGCAAGUUCAUUCGGCAAAGUAUUUCGCAUGAAAAGAGAAGCCGAACGAUUAGCCGAAGACUCAGGAGGACAAAACAACAGCGAAGAACCAUCCACUUCCUCUCACUCUACCUCAGACCCACCAUUUUCCCAUGAAGAUAUUUCCCGGUCCCUUCUCUACGCAAUAUCCAACAAUAUCGGACAAAUUGCAUAUUUACAAUCAGAAAAACAUUCUUUGUCGACGAUAUACUUUGGGGGAAGUUUCAUAAGAGGCCAUAGACAAACAAUUAAUACAUUGAGUUACGCGAUUAAGUUCUGGAGUAACGGGGAGAAAAAGGCAAUGUUUUUAAGACAUGAAGGAUAUCUUGGAAGUGUAGGAGCAUUUUUGAAGAGGAAACCAGAGGGAUGGGGAAGAAGGAUGAGUUUUGAAGAGAGUGAGACAGGAGUGAAGGAUAUUGGGGAGGAGUUGAAAGCAUUGAGGAGGGAAAUUAGUAGGACUGAAUAA